AACAUACAUCUCAUCAAAUCUUUUUUUUUUUGGGACACUGAUUGUAUUCAUAAUUCAGAAGUACCAAACCUCCAAAACAAACGUUCACACACCUCAAGAAAAAGAGGAUUGGGAGGGAUCAAAAGAAUAAGUACGAUAGGAGAAAGCCAAAGCAAAGCUUAAUAGUAUUAGAAAACUAAAAGGGUCACCAAUAGGUGAUGAGAGUAGGAAGAAAACCGGCUGAUCCAAGUAGAUAGUUCAGACACGGUCACGACUCAAGUGCACGACGCCUUCUCAUCAAAUCUCAGAAGAGAGAUAAUAUAUUUGCUUCAAUAACUAGACUUGCGUUUAUCAUAUAAACCAAAAAUAUUUAUCUUCCUGAGGUCAUAUUUACCUUCUCUGGAUUGUGUGCUUAAACUGAUUUAAGCACAAUAGAUAGGUUGAUAAAUAGAAUAUUCUCUUUAUAACAUCUCUGCUUAUGUUACUAAAGAUAGGUAAGGUCACAAGCUAUUUGUGGUUGUGACUCAGGAAGAUCUAAACUUAGAAACUUUCUCUAGAAAGAAGCCGAUUUAUUCAUAACAAAUCACAAAGAAACAAAAAGAAAAAAGAAAGAUUUGUUUAGUUCGUUUCACCAAACAUUUUCAGGUCAUUAAAAAAAAAAACUUUCUCAAUUCUCAAAGAUCUCAAGAAUGAACAUGAGACCAAACCUCUAGCUUUUCAGGCAUUAAGGUUCAAGAAACAACAACAACACAUAAGAGUUUCCUCCAAAAAAUGAUUAACCAAUUCAGCUCUGUCUCAUUACUCUACGCCAUUGAGAUCGCAGACGCUACGCAAAACAUAGACUUCACAUGGUCAAGAACCAUCUCUUCACAUUCGUUAACCAUCAAAACAGAGAAUAUCAAGAACGAAGAACAUGACCAUCAUCAUCAACAGGUGAAGAUAGAUCUUGCAGGCUCUUCCUUUUGGGGUAAGAAAGGUCUAAAGAGCUUAGAAGCUAACCACACAAAGGUCGAUGUAUACUGGGACUUUCGCAAAGCCAAGUUCUCAACCUUCCCUGAACCUUCUUCAGGCUUCUACGUCUCUCUCGUGUCCCAAAACGCUGUGGUUUUAACCAUAGGAGACUUAAAGAACGAGGCUAUGCAAAGAACCAAGAAAAAACCCUCGGCUACAGAAGCUGCCUUGGUGUCCAAGCAAGAGCAUGUUCACGGGAAACGUGUGUUUUACACAAGGACAGCGUUUGGUGGAGAGUCCUCAAGACGCGAGAACGAGGUGGUGAUAGAGACUUCUCUCUCUGGUCCUAACGACCCUGAGAUGUUUAUCACCGUUGACGGUGUGCCGGCGAUAAGGAUCAUGAACUUGAACUGGAGGUUUAGAGGGAAUGAAGUUGUGACUGUGAGUGAUGGUGUUUCUGUUGAAAUCUUUUGGGACGUUCAUGAUUGGUUGUUUGAAACGUCUGGUUCGUCUAGUGGGUUGUUUGUGUUCAAGCCUAAGGUUGGAGAUGAAUCUAGAACUCUUAGCUUCAAUGGUGGGUAUGAUGGUGAGAAUGAUGAUGGUAAUAGUGGUGGUGAUAAUGAUAAUGGUGAUGAUGGUGGUGAUGAUGGUGAUGAGUCGCCAAAGUAUUGUCAUGUUUUGUAUGCUGUGAAAGUUUGAUUCAGCGUUUUGUGUAAUUUUCUUUUAUGUAAUUUGAAUAUUUAGGAGAUUCAUAUAUUUUUUAUUUUGUGUAUGGACAUUCCAUGUAUAUGAUGUGUAAAGAAGACUGGCAGACUCAGAGGCUUUUAAGAUGCUAUGGACAAAAAAUAAUGAUGUCCUAGACCAAAAGCAACAACAGACAUGCAUUGUGUCAAGCCCAAGAUGUGGAGCAUCUUCUUGGUAAAGAGCAAGCUCCUGCAUUGGAUGCAUCAGAUAAGCACAAGGAUAGUUGAGCUGCCAAAUUCAUUUCAAUUCUUAGAUUUCGAGUGUGUCACCUGAUGAUACCAUAUGUUCUAGCCAUUAGGGUUUUGGCUUAUAUGUAUAAAUACAAUGUUAGCACCAUUGUAAAAGAAAGAGAUAAGCGAUAAGAAAUGAAAGAAUAUUCAUUGACUUCAUUAUUAUUUUCUACAGUUCAUCUUUGCUAACAUAUAAUUCUUAAAUGAAU
Messenger RNA from Brassica napus (rape), 2113 nucleotides. RefSeq lists its product as uncharacterized. Bases 751 to 1629 code for a protein of 292 amino acids. The record is from RefSeq and is a predicted model, not a curated record. Lineage: Eukaryota; Viridiplantae; Streptophyta; Magnoliopsida; Brassicales; Brassicaceae. The transcript has a single exon.